ACUCUCCACCCGCAGUCAGCUGAGCGUUAGGAUAGCGUGAGGAGCUGCAUCCAGUCUGGAACAAAAAUAUAAUCACAAAUACAGAGGGAAGUAGAUCCUGAGACCCUCAGAGACGGGAAAAAUACAAGCCGCAGGACAGAAUGGCACCGAUCGGACUGAAAGCCGUAGUGGGAGAAAAGAUUAUGAAUGAUGUUAUAAAGAAAGUAAAGAAGAAGGGCGAAUGGAAGGUAUUGGUAGUAGACCAGCUAAGUAUGAGAAUGCUGUCUUCCUGCUGCAAGAUGACAGAUAUUAUGACAGAAGGAAUCACAAUUGUUGAAGACAUCAACAAGAGGAGAGAACCACUUCCUAGCCUGGAAGCUGUCUACCUGAUCACUCCCUCUGACAAGUCUGUACAUUCUCUUAUUGGGGACUUUAAGGAUCCUCCAUCUUCCAAGUACAGAGCUGCCCAUGUCUUCUUCACUGACUCUUGCCCGGACCGCCUUUUCAAUGAGCUGGUUAAGUCGCGCGCUUCAAAGAUGGUAAAAACACUCACGGAAAUUAACAUCGCCUUCCUUCCUUAUGAGUCACAGGUUUUCUCACUUGAUUCUGCUGAAACAUUCCAGAGCUUCUACAGCCCUCACAAGGCUCAGAUGAAAAACCUUGUCAUGGAGCGGUUGGCAGAGCAGAUUGCCACCUUGUGUGCUACCUUAAAGGAAUAUCCAGCUGUGAGAUACAGAGGGGAGUACAAAGACAAUGCUAUGUUAGCACAGCUGGUACAAGACAAACUGGAUGCGUACAAAGCAGAUGAUCCAACCAUGGGGGAGGGUCCAGACAAAGCCCGAUCUCAGUUGUUGAUUUUGGACCGUGCCUUUGAUCCAACUUCACCAGUACUUCAUGAACUUACCUUCCAGGCUAUGGCAUAUGACUUAUUGCCUGUUGAGAAUGACGUGUACAAAUAUGAGACGAGUGGAAUCGGUGAGGCAAGGGUUAAGGAGGUUCUACUGGAUGAAGACGAUGACCUUUGGGUGACCCUGCGUCACAAGCACAUUGCAGAAGUGUCCCAGGAAGUUACCCGUUCCCUAAAAGACUUUUCUUCCAGCAAGAGAAUGACCACAGCUGGUGACAAGACAACCAUGAGAGACUUGUCUCAGAUGUUGAAGAAGAUGCCUCAGUAUCAGAAAGAGCUUAGUAAGUAUUCAACUCACCUGCACCUAGCAGAAGACUGCAUGAAGCAUUACCAGGGCACAGUGGAUAAGCUCUGUAGAGUAGAGCAGGACCUGGCUAUGGGAACUGAUGCUGAGGGUGAAAAGAUCAAGGACCCGAUGAGAGCAAUUGUUCCAAUCUUGUUGGAUGGCAACGUCAGCACAUAUGACAAAAUUCGUAUCAUUCUCCUUUACAUCUUCUUAAAAAAUGGAAUUACAGAAGAAAACUUGAAUAAACUGAUUCAACAUGCUCAGAUUCCUCCAGAGGACAGUGAAAUUAUCACCAACUUGGCCCACCUUGGUAUCCCUAUCAUCACCGAUUCCACCCUGCGUCGCAGGAGCAAACCUGAUCGCAAGGAGCGCAUCAGUGAGCAGACCUAUCAGCUCUCUCGUUGGACACCAGUUGUCAAGGACAUCAUGGAGGAUUCCCUUGAGGAUAAACUGGAUACAAAGCACUAUCCAUACAUCUCAACUCGCUCAUCUGCAUCUUUCAGCACCACUGCUGUCAGUGCACGCUAUGGGCACUGGCAUAAGAACAAAUCACCUGGAGAGUAUAGGACUGGGCCACGUCUUAUCAUCUUCAUCAUUGGAGGAGUUUCACUUAGUGAAAUGCGCUGUGCUUAUGAAGUCACACAGGCCAGUGGAAAAUGGGAGGUCCUAAUAGGUUCCACCCACAUUCUAACUCCCACCAAAUUUCUUAUGGACCUUCGACACCCGGACUUCAGGGAGUCCACUAAGGUCUCAUUUGAGGAUCAGGCUCCCAAAGAGGAGUGAAAGACCAUUAAAAAGCUCCACCCAUGUCCUCACUCCACAGAAAUUGCUUGAUGCUUUGAAGAAAAUGAACAAACCAGAUGAAGAAGUCAGCACCUAAGAGGGAGCCAUUCCCUUUUCCACCAGCCACAAAGCUAUUACUUGAAUGACAUCACACAACAAUAGCCACAGUUUUACCCUUCCUCCUGGAUGAGGCAUCUCUGUCGUUUUAUUGUUAUGAUGUCAUGACCUUUCUUAUUAAUAUAUCUGCAACACAGUACAAACAGCAACAUUUAUUUUGCUAAAGAACUCCCAGGACCUUACCUAAUGGAUGCAAAAUAUAAAUUCUUGACACCACUGUAUCUACCAAAUACACUGGAAUGCUUUGUUAAAGAACUUGCUUGAAAGUGUACAUGGUUUCUGUUGUGAGUUAGUGUUUGCAUUUAUUUGUUGCUAGUAGGAGAAUAUGAUAAACUGAGGAUAACUGAUCUGUCCAAAACUGGACGCAGUUGUCAUUACUCUGGCUUACAGAACCACAUUGUUCUACCAUUCAUUAAGUACUUUUAAAGAAAGCCACUUCCUUUUGUAGGCUGGUUUAAGUCAUUUUUAAUCUCGAACCCCCUAAGUCACUUCUCUUUAGUUUUACAUUUUUAGUUUAACUUUUUCCAUAGCCUUAAAAAACAGCUUCCAGAUUCAGUUGUGCAUUCAUAUGUUCAUGUUUUAAAUAUAACAGGAAACCAUUUUAAAUUCUUAGUGGUAACAUCAGACUGGUAGUGUGCUGCAUGUUAUGUCAGAGGCCUGCGAUUUUAAGAUAGCCCUAGUGUUCUUUUGCUAUCUAGACUUGUGCAGAAAAGAAGGGGUUAAUGAUUUGCCAUGGCAGCAUAACUGCUUACUGUGUGGGCUCCACCAAAUAGAUUACCUUGCUUCCCAAAAAAACACAGUUAUGCAAAAUAGGGUGUAGUUCAGUCUUGAAAACAGACAUGUUUCCUCCAGUCAUUUUAAGGGCAGAAAACUAUCACAGUACCCAGACAGGUGGUGAAAAGAUACUUUUAUGUUCAGUAACCUGCAUCCACACCUGACAGCAUUUGUCAGAAUGUGUGGAGAGUCUUAAUUGCGUAAAUAUGAACCUGGUGUAUUUCACUAGCAGAUGUUUCCAAUCUCUUGCUGCAAAAUGCAGCCUGUAAUGAAGCUGUCUGAUUCUGUUUGUGAAAUGUGGCACAGAAAGUAGAAUUCCCACUUUUUAUCCACUGGAAAAUGGAAUUAUAUCACUUAUUUCUGCCAGAGAGAAAGAAAACUGAGAAGUAUAAGCAUGUUUUAAAAGGAGUACUUUCUGAGAAAAGUGCUUUUCAAAACUCAUGUUGAACUAAUUGUACAGCCAUUCAAGUCUUUCUGAAUAGUAUGCAAUACAUUAACUCUAUUACAAAAGUCAUAUAUUUGGUUAAAGUCAGGUUAAGUCAUCAUACACUUUGUUAGCCUGACAUAAAAUUCUGCUUUCCUUGAAAUAACUGCAUCACAAAACUGAUGUUUUACCCAAAAUCCAGUGAUUUAAAAAUUCAUUAAAAUGAAGUUGGGGAGGUGGUGCAAACAAUACUUCAUUUUGUGUUUGUCAACCUUCUUUGAAGUGCUAUUUUAUUUAAUUAUGCUUAGGGAAGUGGAACUCGAUGAAAAAUGUUUCAGAAAUAGUGCUAUAACCCUUUAUUACUUGUCAGCACAUGAUGAGUCUGUAUAGAACAAUAAAACAGUUUUAUCUGGCCAUGGUGACUAUGCAUCGGUGCCGUGGGUCUACAGAUCCUAACCCCAGUGGCACCUAUUGUGGCACUAGUUUGAUUUGUGAAUUUCUCUAGAGCACCUUCUCUCUCAGGGGCUGUGGAUCCAUAUGGUAAUAUACCUAUGAAAGACAGAACAAUAGGACACCAAUACAGAAAGCAAAUGGUAAUUAUGCAAAAUAAACUGAAGUGACAGCAGGAUUUGGUGGUGAAAACACUUGAGUGGUACAGAUCAGAAAAAAAAAUCAAAGUUCCUGAUUAGAUUUAUCUGCAGCUUUUUCACUUGUGCCUCCAUCCUUACUAAAGAUUUACUGACUGUUUCUGUAUAUUCUGGGUUAUUUUCACCCAUUCUGCUUAAAAGAAAAAACAUGUUUAUCUUCCUGGGAAUGCAGCGUGUGUAGGACACUUGCAUUUAGAUGGCAAUAAGAAUAAUAAAGGGACAUGUUGAAAACUAAAAAAGAAUUUAAGAGUCAGUAAAAAUUCUGUUGUGGAGUUCUUUAUAUUCUUGAUAUCAAUCUUCAUUUACAAAACUAUGCAAAGUAAUCAAUAUUUUCAGUAAAAGAUCAUUUAUUUGUGUGAUAUUUGUUAUCUACAAACAAUUAUAUUUUCACAUGGGAUAAUUUUUUACCUGAAAAUUAUUUACUUUCAAAAUGCUAUUCAAUGACCUUUCUAUGAAUGGCAUGAUCAUCACAGAAUUUGUGAAAAUACGUACUAGGCACAACAGGAUUUUUACAAAAAUAAAUAAAUGAUGUAUUAAACUUACCAGAAAAGUAGCUCACAAUUAAAAAUGAUCUCUUUCUGGGGACUGCUGCUAAAAUAAUAAGAAAUAUAUGAUGUAGUAAUUUACAGCCAGCGAAUGUGUGCUAUGGAUAUCACCUUUAAAUGUUCGCUUGUCUCCAGUUUACAAAGUGCUUUCUUACUUUUUUUUCCCUUUACUUGUUUUCACCUAACACAGGUCAGACAUAUGCUACUGUUCUUAGUCACAACUUCAGCCAAUUACCUUUAAUAUAUCUCAAUUUCUUUUUUCACCAGUUUGCCUUUUGUUUCAAUGCUGUGAUAUUUCUCCACCUUAAUUUUUAUUCUAAGUUAAUGUGAGUGUAAGCCCAAAAGAGUUGAUAAAGACACAAAAAUGUUUCUACUUUUAGCCAAGUUAGUCAGUAAUGCAUUUUCGUUUGAGCUGAGUUUUGUCAUGCCUUGUCCUACAGUCAGUCUUGAAGAAUGUCUCUUCCAGUUGCAACUCAUCUUGCAUUCUUCACCUUGCGUUUUCUCUAUCUGCAUCCCUGUUGUGCAUCCAUUGUGAUGCACCUAAUCCUAUUCUCUCUAAUUCUCCUUUUCUCUUCAAACGAGUUACAUGCCCAUCUUCCAAGGAUCGUGCUUGUACCCAGCCCAUCUGCACCUUCCACCACUUUAGUAACACUUGCAUUACAGUCUGCCAGCCUGAUUGCCUUUCUGCUGUUAGACCUCUACAGUCACACACAGCAGUUCAGGUGCCCUGUACAGUGGAUUAAUAACUUCAGUGCUUCUGAAAUCCACUCCCUGCCCCAUGUACUCUGGAACACUACUAUGCAUGACCACUGUCCUUACAUUGCAUUUCAUAACUCAUUGUGGGUGAAUUACCUCCAAAUCUUUUUCCUCCUCUGCCCUGUUUAUGUUUACUAAUACACAAACAGAAUUUUCAAUGAUUCUUCCUUUCAAAGUCUAUAGUUCCACCCUUAUUUUUACAUAACAUCCCAGCUUCUACCAGUCGUCCUACAGUGCAGAUCACCACAAUUCUCCCUGGAGGCCUGCCUUGCAUCUGCAUUUACUUCAGGACUGUGCACCAGCAUGAUAAUGUCAUUCCUCAAGCCCAGUAGUAUGUCUGCUAUAAAUACACUAAACAGGACUGGUCCAGGCAGUGAAAGUUUUGCUGCUUCAGUUUAUAUUGCCCUGUCUACUUAUAGUUCUUCUUUAACUAGCGCCAUCAGCUUCUGAUCAAUCAUUUUGCUUCGCACUUUACCAUUUCAGCCAAACCCCAUUUCCUUCUUUUUUUUGUGUGUCAUAAUCCUUUGAUGUGCAGUGUUGAAGGCCUUGCUGAAAUCCACAUACACAACUGCAGUGUUCAUGCUGUCCACUUCAGUAAUGUCCAUUCAUAAGACUGUAUAGUUUUACAGGUGAAAUCUCUGUUAUGUAAAAUAAUACAAAAAGGCAUAACCCAAAAUGUUAGCAUUCAGGGACUCAACCAACCCACACAACAGGAUCUUAUCCUUGUCCUACACUUGCUUACUUCUCGGACUCAUCUUUAUCCUCCUCUAAUACUCUUGAGAUAUAUAAAGUCAUCGUAACUUUAUGUUUUGGUUUAGUAGAGGCUCUGAGUUCUGUAACUUCUGCAUUUGUUUUUCAGUUUACUCAGAUUCUUACCUGUUCUACCUCUUUAUAGUGGCAUGCUAUGUUGGUGCUCAUUUACAGAGAAACAGGUGAACUCAUUCAGCACUUUACCUGCUGUGCAGCGCUUUGAACCAGUGUCUACCCCUUUCCAUUCAUCUCCUGCUGGUUCUUGUUAUUGUCUCAACAUGCUGUUCUGACUUUCCUCUUGGUCUCUUCCUUUCUGCAUCUGUAGGAUCACCUUGGUAUGCUUAGUGACAUAUGAAAUCCUCAUAGGUUGUUUUUUUAGCCUCAUUUUUAAUUUUCUGUAGGAUAUUCUCUUUGCAUUGAUAAUCUGUUUUCUCAUUCUAGUAAAGCUUGUUUCUUUGUCCAACACUUCACUUUUCUCCCAAAAGAAGAUUUUAUACCCCUUUUCACGUCUUUCUUUUUUUCAGGUCCCCAGCUUUUUUAAUAUUUUGAGUUCCUGACAUCCUUCAGUAUUUACCACUGUCCUUCCCAAAGGACUAUAAUCUAUUCUGUUGUAUUCCUAGAGCUUUCCUCUGGUGGCACAUCCAGAAUUCUUUGCAUAUGGCAAAAGCUUACAGCAGCUUGAUCAUUGCCAAACAUUCUCUCUGUGUCUCUCUCCACCAUUGUCACAUGUAUGUUCAUCGUUUGUCCUAUGAACAUUGCCUGCUGUAAAAACACAUUUAUGAAAUCCACUGUUCUGUUGUGACAGGUCUCCCAGUCAGCCUAAUACUUGAGGCUUUAUCUAGUGCACCCCCUUACUAAAUAUUACUUCCAAGUAUUCACAAUGUGGAGUUAAAGGCCAUCACCCUCUCCUUCCUCCACAUUUUGGAAGGGCUGGAUUUGCAUUUGUUCGUUUCAUGAAAGCGUGCUUUUAUGAGACACGUUUUUUCCUGUAGAUAACACCAUCACUGUAACCCAGUAUAAGUUCAGAAGAUCACAAUGCAAUAGGACAGCUUUGAACUUGGUGUACAGUACUUUCUCUACGUCUAGCUUUUUGCUUUUCAGAACUUUAGUGUCUUUUACAUUGUUGUUUAUCUCCAUAGCAACGUGCAAAACCCCAUAAUUCUUUGAGAGAGACCCAAGCAAACUAAUGCAUAAAUCUUAGUGAGAAUGUAUGGCAGAGUAUGAAGACCGCCCACUAUUAUUUGGUAUGCCAGCAGAGUACUUCCUGUUCUGUUAUACAGUUUCCUUUUCAGAGUGCCUGGCAAGCCUUUACUGACAAAGCACGCUGCAAACACUUAUUUUCAAUUAUGUUUUACUUUAUUGUGUUACUCAGAAAAGUUGAACAACAUUUCAUAAAUUGAUUUAAAAUAGUUUCCUGACACAUUUAGAACAACCACAUAAAUGUUUGUACAAAGAGAGAUAAAAAAGGAUCAUAAUUAUGGGACCAAGAAGAGUUUCCACUGAGUAGUCUUAAUUUAUUCCUCUACUGAGAAUCAGUUUGAGGGUUACUUCAUGUUUACUAAACAGCAGUGAUGAAAUGAUUUGCUUGCAAAACAAAUUGGCCAACUGUAUUUCAGUAUUGUACAUUUAAGGAAACUAAUUGCUUAGUAUUGAGAUGAACCUUAUGCACUGAGUUGUGUAGUGUGAAUGCUUUGUGUUCCUGUAUUGUCCUGUAGUGACUUCUUUAAAAUUGUGAAACCGUUUUUUUCUUUCUUUUUUACUUCUUUCUUUCGCUCUCUCUUUAUUUUGUAAAAAGAAAGGAUUGUACAUGUGCAUCAUGUAAUUGUGAUGUUAUGUGAGCUUGUUAUUAAUUAUUGGGAGUCAUUUUAUGUUGUUUUCCACUGUGACUUCCACCAAUUAACAAUAUGUAAACUCCCAAUCUAUUGCUUGUUUAUUAAAGGAAAACAAUAUCUUUAAAACUUGUUUCCAGGGAAACGGCUAUAAGUUGCACUAAAUGCUUGUUUCAUUUUAUGUUAUGAUUGGAUGCUGAUAAGGGGGUGAGGAUUUUUGGGUGGGGCAAUUGUUUUUUUUGUUUGUUUUGUUUUUUUUUUUUUGGCUCUGUCAGACUAUGAUUAUUUAUAAAUAUUAUUUAUUGGAGGAACCAUUCAGUCUGUCUUGGAACCUGUUGAGCUUACAAUGAUCAGCAUUGUCUGAGUAUUGAAGCACAGAGUGUAUGAUAAAUAUAUAAAUAUAUGUACUGAUGUACUAAACAUAGUCUAAUACAUUUGCUUUCAUAAAUGGUGAAUCAGGAUGUGAAUGUGGCAUUAUUUGAUUCUGUGUUUGUUAUUCUGCAGCACUUGCUAAAAACUAGUAGCUACCAUUUUUUUUUUAUCCCAUAGCUUUGACAUCUUUAAGACUCAUUUAUCAAAGAAUAGUUUAGCUGUGGAUAAGGAGGCUUUCAACACCCCUUUCAUAAAGCUUUUAUAGAUGUCUUCUAUGAUAUCUUACACUUUAUCUGAACAGUAACACUUGUUAAAUUCAUUUAUUACUGUUCUGUGCAGUAACACUCACUCACCAGAUUCAUAACUGAACUUUCAAAUCAAAUGACAUUUUUUUGUGUUUCUUUCUUAUUCUAAAAACUGAUAAAUCAAAAUAAUUAAGAAAACGUAGGGACAAGAAGAUCUUAUCCCUGAAUAAAACCAGUCAGUUUAUAUGAUUUGUAGAAAAGAAAAGUAAAUGAUUGGGUUUUAGGGCUGUUUCUUGUUUCUCUACUGUAUUCACUUUAGCAUGGAAAUGUAAUUCAGAAAUGCAAUUAAACUGUGCCUAAACUGUUAA
Messenger RNA from Protopterus annectens (West African lungfish), 8782 nucleotides. RefSeq names its product syntaxin binding protein 1 (gene STXBP1). Gene Ontology annotation, molecular function: syntaxin binding. The record is from RefSeq and is a predicted model, not a curated record. The transcript has 20 exons. Lineage: Eukaryota; Metazoa; Chordata; Ceratodontiformes; Protopteridae. Gene Ontology annotation, biological process: vesicle-mediated transport; neurotransmitter secretion; intracellular protein transport. Gene Ontology annotation, cellular component: secretory granule; plasma membrane. The coding region runs from base 141 to 1955 and encodes 604 amino acids.